Thelazia callipaeda (thelaziosis nematode) is the source of this 432-nucleotide messenger RNA. NCBI's taxonomy places the organism in Eukaryota, Metazoa, Nematoda, Chromadorea, Rhabditida, Thelaziidae. The record is from the annotation of a GenBank genome assembly.
AUGAAUUACUUUCUGAUAUUUACAAUUACUGCAAUAGCUGUCACAGUGAUAGGUCAAGAACUCAAUAGACCACCAUUUCUAACUGGUGCUUCAGAUGCAGUUGUUAAAGAAUUUUAUGAUUUAUUAAAAAAAGAUGAACAAAAAACUGAGGCACAAAUUGAUGCUGAUGUCGAAAAAUUUGUUGUUGGUCUUGGUGGUAAUUUUAAGGUUUAUAAAUUUAGAGAGCAAGUAAAAGCAGAAAAAGAAUCUUAUGAAAAAGCUCAUCAAGCAGUGACUGCUAAAUUUUCACCAGAUGCAAAAAAAGCUGAUGCUGAAAUGUCUGCAGUUGCUGAUGAUCCAAAUUUGAACGAUAGUCAAAAACGAGAAAAAAUUAAAAAUAUUAUGGACUGUAAUAUAUCUAACACCACAUCUCCACAAACGGUACAUUGUUAA